AUGGCUACAAUUAGCACGCAGCAUUCAUAUCCACCCGUUCACAGGCUCUCAGUCAGGAAUAAUGACGAUGAGCUCGAGAGAAUAGAAAAUGGCAACAGCAGGACUCACUCAUUAUGUGAGGACACAUCUUCUGAACUGCAGGGAGUGAUCUCCAUGGAGACCAAAGGACAGCCUGAGUCCCGCCGGAGUUCUUUCGCAGGCAGAGGAGCUCUAGCCAGGUUCACCCAGUUCAUUCUCAUGCUGAGGAACUGGACAACUCAGCAAACACGCAGUGAAGAUCAGAGGCCAGAUUCCUUCUUGGAACGCUUUCGAGGACCAGAGAUGAAGGACGUGUCAAGCCGAGAGAGCAACACCCAGUCAGCUAUAGGCAAUCUGGAGCAUCCAGUCAGGAGCAAAAACCAGUGGUCCUUGGCACAUUUCAAUGUAAACAACUGCAACAACAAGGAUGAAGGGAAAGAAAAGCUUGAAGCAAAUGACAAGGAAGCGGAAAAUAAAGAGACAGGCAAAGUGGAAGAAAAAAAAGAUGAGAACAAGGAAGGGAAAAAAGAUGAGAAAAAGGAAGGGAAAAAAGAUGAGAAAAAGAAGGAAGAGAAGAAAGAGGUGUACGUCAUUGACCCUGCAGAAAAUCUUUACUAUAGAUGGCUUUCUAUUAUCGCAGUGCCUGUCAUGUACAACUGGUGUAUGCUAGUGAGCAGGGCUUGUUUUGAUGAACUUCAAGUAAAAAAUCUCGCCUUGUGGCUGGUGCUGGAUUACAUAUCCGACACAAUCUACAUAAUGGAUUCAGCUGUAAGAUUCCGAACGGGUUUUCUUGAACAAGGGCUGCUCGUUAAGGAUGCAAAGAAAUUGAGAGAGAAUUACAUGAGGAUGCCUCAGUUUAAAUUGGACAUGCUCUCUCUUCUACCAACAGAUUUAUCCUACAUUUGGUUGGGAUCUAACUACCCGGAGGUGAGAUUUAAUCGUCUAUUCCGUUUUGGCCGAAUGUUUGAAUAUUUUGAUCGCACGGAAACCAGGACCAACUACCCUAACAUAUUUCGAAUUGGAAAUCUUGUUCUGUAUAUUCUCAUCAUUAUUCACUGGAAUGGCUGCGUUUAUUAUGCUAUUUCAAAAUCGAUUGGGUUUGGUAUUGACACCUGGGUCUAUCCAAACAUAUCCCAUCCUGAAUAUGGGCGGCUCAGCAGAAAAUACAUCUACUGCCUUUACUGGUCCACUUUGACCUUGACUACCAUUGGAGAAACGCCUCCUCCAGUCAAGGACGUGGAGUAUUUAUUUGUAGUAAUUGACUUUCUGGUGGGAGUGCUCAUCUUUGCCACCAUUGUUGGUAAUGUGGGUGCCAUGAUCUCAAACAUGAAUGCCUCUCGAGCUGAGUUCCAAUCCAAAAUUGACUCCAUCAAACAGUACAUGCAGUUCCGUAAAGUGAGCAAAGAUCUAGAGGCCAGGAUCAUCAAGUGGUUUGAUUACCUAUGGAUCAACAAGAAGAGCGUGGAUGAGAAGGAAGUCCUUAAAAACCUACCCGAUAAACUAAAGGCUGAAAUCGCCAUCAACGUCCACUUGGACACUCUAAAGAAAGUCCGAAUCUUUUCAGAUUGUGAAGCCGGCCUUUUGAUCGAGUUGGUGCUCAAGCUGCAGCCUCAAGUGUACAGCCCCGGAGACUACAUUUGCCGAAAGGGGGACAUUGGCAGGGAGAUGUACAUCAUUAAAGAAGGCAAACUGGCAGUUGUAGCUGAUGAUGGGGUAACACAGUUUGUGGUCCUGAGUGAUGGCAGUUACUUUGGAGAAAUCAGCAUCUUGAACAUAAAGGGCAGUAAGGCAGGCAACAGGCGGACAGCCAACAUAAGAAGCAUAGGCUACUCUGAUCUCUUCUGUCUGUCCAAAGUUGACCUGAUGGAAGCCCUGACUGAGUAUCCAGAUGCCAAAAAGAUUCUGGAAGAGAAGGGGCGUCAGAUUCUGAUGAAGGAUAAUUUGAUAGAUGAAGAGGUAGCAAAAGUGGGAGCGGAUCCAAAAGACCUGGAAGAAAAAGUGGAGAGAAUGGAGUCUUCAUUGGACAGCUUGCAGACUAGGUUUGCUAGGCUCAUGGCCGAGUAUAAAUCCAGUCAAAUGAAGCUGAAGCAAAGGCUUACAAAGGUGGAAAACAGAGUAAGAGGCUAUGGCAGUGGAUACCUAUCGGAUGAACUGGACAGUUUGACUGACACAGAACUAGAAAAACAGUGA
Messenger RNA from Carcharodon carcharias (great white shark), 2208 nucleotides. RefSeq names its product cyclic nucleotide gated channel subunit alpha 3a (gene cnga3a). The record is from RefSeq and is a predicted model, not a curated record. Bases 1 to 2208 code for a protein of 735 amino acids. Lineage: Eukaryota; Metazoa; Chordata; Chondrichthyes; Lamniformes; Lamnidae. Gene Ontology annotation, molecular function: protein-containing complex binding; intracellularly cGMP-activated cation channel activity; cGMP binding. The transcript is spliced from 9 exons. Gene Ontology annotation, biological process: monoatomic cation transmembrane transport. Gene Ontology annotation, cellular component: intracellular cyclic nucleotide activated cation channel complex; plasma membrane.